GAGACUGGCAAAAAUGUGCCGACUAAACGCGCUGGGGAUCUAUUUGUGGGAAACGGUAGUGUUUAUCAGCUUGGCAGCGUCGAAAGAAGCUGCGGCGAGGAAAGCUGCCUCCCCGAUGCCGCCCUCCGAGUUCCUGGACAAACUCAUGGGCAAAGUUUCGGGUUACGACGCCAGAAUUCGACCGAAUUUCAAAGUGUACAACAAAGACCCCAAAGGCUCCAAAAAUGAAGCUACUCACAAGAAAGGUCCGCCUGUAAACGUAACCUGCAACAUUUUUAUCAACAGUUUUGGGUCCAUCGCUGAAACAACAAUGGACUACAGAGUCAACAUCUUCUUGAGACAGCAGUGGAACGACCCUCGGCUGGCCUACAGCGAGUACCCCGACGACUCGCUGGACCUCGACCCCUCUAUGUUGGACUCCAUCUGGAAACCUGACUUGUUCUUUGCCAACGAGAAAGGGGCCAACUUCCACGAGGUCACCACCGACAACAAGCUGCUGCGCAUUUCGAAAAACGGCAACGUGCUGUACAGCAUACGAAUAACACUGGUCCUGGCCUGUCCCAUGGACCUGAAGAACUUCCCGAUGGAUGUCCAGACCUGCAUCAUGCAGCUGGAGAGCUUCGGCUACACCAUGAACGACCUCAUAUUCGAGUGGGAUGAGAAGGGAGCCGUGCAGGUGGCCGACGGCCUGACGCUACCUCAGUUCAUACUAAAAGAGGAGAAGGACCUGCGCUACUGCACCAAACACUACAACACAGGUAAAUUCACCUGUAUCGAGGCUCGUUUCCACCUGGAGCGUCAGAUGGGCUACUACCUGAUCCAGAUGUACAUCCCCUCGCUGCUCAUCGUCAUUCUGUCCUGGGUUUCCUUCUGGAUCAACAUGGACGCCGCGCCCGCCCGAGUGGGUCUGGGCAUCACCACUGUGCUGACCAUGACCACACAGAGCUCCGGGUCCAGAGCCUCCCUGCCGAAGGUGUCCUACGUAAAAGCCAUCGAUAUCUGGAUGGCCGUGUGUCUGCUGUUUGUGUUCUCGGCCCUGCUGGAGUACGCCGCCGUCAACUUCAUCGCCCGCCAACACAAGGAGCUGCUGCGCUUCAGACGGAGGCGACGACACAUGAAGCCUGAGUCUUGGCCUGUGUUGCAGGAGGAUGAGACAGGCGAGGGGCGCUUCAGCUUCCCCGGCUACGGCAUGGGCCCCGCCUGCCUGCAGGCCAAAGACGGCAUGGCCAUCAAGGGCAACAACAACAACGCCCCGGCCUCGGCCGCGCCCGAGAAGAGCAUCGAGGAGAUGAAGAAGCUGUUCAUCGGCCGGGCCAAGCGCAUCGACACGGUGUCCCGCGUGGCCUUCCCGCUCGUCUUCCUCAUUUUUAACAUUUUCUACUGGAUCACUUACAAGAUCAUCCGCAGCGAGGACAUCCACAAGCAGUAGUCGAGAGGCAGAGGAGGAGGAGGAGGAAGAGGAGGGCGAGAACAGUGGGAAGAGGAGGAUGCAGAGAAACAAAACAGAGAGAAGGAAACGGAGAGAUGACUUCAAUAGGAGAUAUCAUUGCCAGUUUUUUCACGCCAACCACGCCUCCUUUCCUCGUCCUCAUUCUUCAUCCUCUUCCUCUUUCGGUCGAGGAUGAGUUGCUUUUUGUGGCAGUCGUUCCCCGUCUCAACUCCACCUCACACCUACUCGAACAUUAUUUGAGAUAUUUAUUGCUUUCUUUUCCCUUUCUUCUCCUCUCCCGCCCCUCAAAACCCCGACCCCAACCCGUCUCUUUACACCUCCUGAAUAAUCCGGACCAGUGCAAUAGCAAUGCAGUAAAAUGCAUGAUAUAUGAAUGUGGCAAUAUAUUAAUGAAAAGAUGAAAAAUGAAAAAGUAUACACAGACUUUCGCCGGCACACCCAAGGAACUGUGUGGGAGUGGACGGACUGGAAAGAAAGAAGACGUCGAGGGAGUCUUGUAUUUGAUUUUCGGUUCUUUUUUUUUUGUGUGUGAAGACAGAAAUAUAAUUCUAUAUGAAAAAGUGAUGUCGGGACGGGGUGGGGGAUGUGUGAGGAGCAUACAGCAGUGUAAUAUACUCAUAUAUCUAUCAUAAACGGGGGAUAAAAAAGAACUUUGUUUCCAAAGGUGGGCAUCUGGAGAUGAGGUGAAAUAAAUAAAGGAAGGAUGGCGGAUCGGUGCUUCCAUUGAAUAAAGCGAUGCAAGGAUCAUGCAUUCUAUAUAUCUAGAUUUGCUUCAAACGUGUAUUGCGAGCACUCCUCAAGCGCUUUUCUCCUCCCCACCCUGCCGCCAAACACCACGAAACCUUGAACUGCAGAGACACGUGAGGUUUGCUGCUGCCGCUGUCAAUCACACGACUGGACAAAAAAAUCUAAAAAAUCUAAAAAAAAUAAAGAAACACUGGACGAGCAGUGCUGAAGAUCAUGAGACAAAAUGUCUCAUUUAUCUGUGGUCGACGUGUUCCUCUACCUGUCGUUGAUUUCUUUCAUAUUGCAUCUGUUGUUGUUUUUUUAUUGGUUUUAUUCACGUGCCAAGUAAACAUGUCGCUCUGCAGCUCCGAGGAAGGGAAGCGGCUCCACGUCAGUCGUCGUAUCGAUCUGACGGGUUCUUCUGGGUUUUUUUUAAAUCCCUGAGAUAUUCGUUUGUUUUCAUCGACUGGAAAAAGAGCAAAUCGAUUCAGGACGAGUAAAAAAUAAAUAAAAUAAAUGUAGAUCCUCGUUUUUGCUUUUCCUCGUUGUUCGUCGGGACUGAACCGCAGAUAUGUUUACAUCUGAUUAGUGCUUCCAUGCUUUUGACCCCGCCUUAAUGUAACACCCCCACCUGUCCCGUCCCCCCAGCUGAGAGGACGUAUGUAGUCAAUUAUACAGAUUAUAGCACCUGUUACACCUUAAUUAACUGUUUCCAUCUCAUUCACAUGCACCAGCUGUAGCUGCAAACGUCGCCAUGCACACGGAGCGUAACAGAAGGAUUUAUUUUGCCAUAGCCAUGUUGGAUGGGAUUUGAUCAUCAACAACGUCACGUGACUUUUUGUCUCUUUUACUUUGCGCCAGGCUUCUCUAUGCAAUUCUGAUUUUUUCUUUUCUCCUUUUUUAGCAAGUCCAUCUCAUAAAUGUUCGCCUCUCUGCUAAAGUGUCUUUCAAGCUUAUUGGUGAAUAUGGAGGGAAUGGAGAAGGUAAAGUGAUAAACCUGUACAGACAAAUGUUUUAUAGUACAUCAUCAGCAAACAGUUUGAGCCAAACCUCUGAGCCAGUCACAACUUUGAGAGAAAUUCAAGUGGAAACUGUUUUUUUUGCAGAAAUUUCAUAUUUUCCCUCCAUCAUCUCGUAUCAGUGACUCAAAAGCUGUAGCUUGGCAUAUUAAUGAAAGAUGGAGAGAUCCAUGCUGGCUGUUGUAAUGUAAAGAGAGCCACUUUACUAAAACUAAGACUAAUCGCCUCAGACAAAGUUGGAAAUGUUUCACUCCUCAGACAAAUUCCAUGUUCAGUUGAUCGUGUGGAGUCAGUGCUCGCAGUCCUGGAAGACCCCGGUGAAUUUAAAAGUAUUCAAAUUGUUUUAUUUUGACAAACAUGGUUACCAUGGUACCAGUCUGAAUCAACUGUUGAUUUCAAUGAAAAUAUCAUUUAAGAGAAAGUUUCUUCCCAUCACAAUGUUGAAGUCAGUCCCAGUCCAACUUGGUUUUGAAGCAAAACCAAAGAUAUGAUUUUUGUAUUCGUCAUGUUUGUCGUAGUUCUCAUUGCCUUUCGCUGCUGUUGUGAGCUAAGUGUAAGGAUGUGAUAUUAUAUU
Messenger RNA from Larimichthys crocea (large yellow croaker), 3769 nucleotides. It is a transcript of the gene glra1, whose product is annotated as glycine receptor, alpha 1. The transcript is spliced from 11 exons. Bases 14 to 1429 code for a protein of 471 amino acids. Gene Ontology annotation, cellular component: postsynaptic membrane; plasma membrane. Gene Ontology annotation, molecular function: transmembrane signaling receptor activity; extracellularly glycine-gated chloride channel activity; glycine binding. The record is from RefSeq and is a predicted model, not a curated record. NCBI's taxonomy places the organism in Eukaryota, Metazoa, Chordata, Actinopteri, Sciaenidae. Gene Ontology annotation, biological process: chloride transport; monoatomic ion transmembrane transport.